Messenger RNA from Morus notabilis, 2347 nucleotides. RefSeq names its product 15-cis-phytoene desaturase, chloroplastic/chromoplastic. The coding region runs from base 221 to 1981 and encodes 586 amino acids. The transcript has 14 exons. Gene Ontology annotation, biological process: carotenoid biosynthetic process. Gene Ontology annotation, molecular function: phytoene dehydrogenase activity. Lineage: Eukaryota; Viridiplantae; Streptophyta; Magnoliopsida; Rosales; Moraceae. Gene Ontology annotation, cellular component: chloroplast thylakoid. The record is from RefSeq and is a predicted model, not a curated record.
UCCCACUCUGGCUAACGGCCUAACGUCACUCACUCCCACAAAACGACAACUCACCCAAUUCAGCUCAUGUGUUCUCAAUCCCACCACGCUUACCACUUUCUCACGCACUUUCUUCUCCACUAUCUUUCCUUCCACCGGAAUUCAAUCCAGAGUCGACAAACAAAAGUGGGGUUGUGAAUUCUGAUCAUAUUUUUAAUUUGACCGCCGUCCGUUCGACGAAAUGUCUCAGUGGGGUUGUGUUUCCGCGGCCAACUUGGGCUGGCAAAAAACAAGCGCCGCCGUGGAUGGUCGGAACGGAGGGAACAUGCCCAGAUGCUGUUUCUAUCUGGGUUCGCAGAAGAUGGACUCUUUGGCUUUUGGGUAUGGAGAAUUUUUGGCUCGCGGGUCGAGAAUUUCGUCUUCUCGGGCUGUUGGUAGAAGACAGAAGAAGGGUGUUUCGUUUUCGCCAUUGAAGGUAGUUUGUGUGGAUUAUCCAAGGCCCGAGCUGGACAACACUGUUAACUUCUUAGAAGCUGCUUCCUUGUCUGCCUCUUUUCGUAGCUCUCCUCGUCCGGCUAAACCUUUGAAAGUCGUGAUUGCUGGUGCAGGUUUGGCCGGUUUAUGUACUGCAAAAUACUUGGCAGAUGCAGGUCAUAAACCUCUAUUACUGGAAGCCAGAGAUGUUUUAGGUGGAAAGGUGGCAGCAUGGAAAGACGAUGAUGGAGAUUGGUAUGAGACAGGGUUACAUAUAUUCUUUGGAGCUUACCCAAAUUUGCAGAACUUGUUUGGAGAGCUUGGAAUUGAUGAUCGGUUACAAUGGAAAGAGCAUUCUAUGAUAUUUGCAAUGCCUAACAAACCUGGAGAGUUCAGCCGAUUUGAUUUCCCUGAAGUGCUGCCAGCACCCUUAAAUGGAAUAUGGGCCAUCUUAAGGAACAAUGAGAUGCUGACAUGGCCAGAGAAAGUCAAGUUUGCAAUCGGACUGCUGCCAGCAAUACUUGGUGGCCAGCCUUAUGUUGAAGCACAAGAUGGUUUAACCGUUAAAGAAUGGAUGAUAAAACAGGGCAUACCUGAUCGCGUAACUGAUGAGGUGUUUAUUGCCAUGUCAAAGGCCCUAAACUUUAUCAACCCUGAUGAACUUUCAAUGCAGUGUAUAUUGAUUGCGUUAAACCGUUUUCUUCAGGAGAAGCAUGGUUCCAAGAUGGCCUUCUUGGAUGGGAAUCCACCAGAGAGACUCUGUAUGCCGAUAGUUGAGCAUAUCCAGUCAUUGGGUGGUGAAGUCGAGCUUAAUUCACGGAUACAAAAGAUUGACCUAAAUGAUGAUGGAACAGUAAAGAGAUUCUUACUAACUAAUGGAAGUGCGAUAGAAGGGGAUGUAUACGUUUUUGCGACUCCAGUUGAUAUCCUAAAGCUUUUAUUGCCCGACAACUGGAAAGAGAUUCCAUAUUUCAAGAAAUUGGAGAAAUUAGUUGGAGUUCCCGUUAUCAAUGUUCACAUAUGGUUUGACAGAAAAUUGAAGAACACAUAUGAUCACCUGCUUUUCAGCAGAAGUCCUCUCCUAAGUGUCUAUGCCGAUAUGUCAGUAACGUGUAAGGAAUAUUACAGUCCAAACCAGUCUAUGCUGGAGUUAGUUUUUGCACCAGCUGAAGAAUGGAUUUCAUGUAGUGACUCAGAAAUUAUUGAUGCUACAAUGAAGGAACUUGCUAAGCUCUUUCCUGAUGAAAUAGCGGCAGAUCAGAGUAAAGCAAAAAUUUUGAAAUACCAUGUUGUAAAAACACCAAGGUCUGUUUACAAAACUGUUCCAGAUUGUGAACCUUGUCGUCCGUUGCAAAGAUCUCCUAUAGAAGGCUUCUAUUUAGCAGGCGACUACACAAAACAGAAGUAUUUGGCUUCAAUGGAGGGUGCUGUUCUCUCAGGGAAGUUUUGUGCACAGUCAAUUGUACAGGAUUAUGAGUUGCUUGCUGCUCGUGGUCAAAGAAGUUUGGCGAAGGCUGGAAGUUGGUAACUAUAACCCUUGAUUCAGCUGGCGAAGUCUGCUGUUACAGUGGAGCAUUAUAUUAGUAUGGGUUACUGCUUGUGAAUGAGGUUUCUUCGCAAGGCAACAUAUGGAGGUACAAACUUGUUUUAGCACUUUGCUUGUGCAUAUCUUCAAGUAAGGAAGCAUACCGUUGGCCAUUCCUUGUUUCUGCCGAUAUAAUAGUCAUUUUUCUGAACUGUACAGUAAUCUUUUUGACACACCUCUUUUGUACUAAUUGUUUGAAUGCUUAAUGUGAGUAAACGCUUGCAUAGUUGGAAAUAUUGGUUAUUUGAUGUCAUGGGGCCCUUCAUUUUUAAGAUAUGAAGAGAAGAAAUCAGUGUUUUGUUGAACGUA